AUGUCAGCAAACCAACUCCCAUCCGCAUCUCAAUCAACUCUGUCAAACUGUACACCUCGUCGAAAGUCUCUGUUGAUCGGCAUCAACUACACUGGGAGUGACAACGAGUUGAAUGGAUGCCACCAAGAUGUCGACAAUGUUGCAGAAUUUCUCAAGUAUCGAGGUUACCAAGACACCCCACAGGACCAAGUUGUGCUGCGCGACGAUUUGGACGAAGAAUACGCACCGACAGGCCACAACAUUCUGGCGGCCAUGGACUGGCUCGUCAGUGAAGAACAUACAACAUGCUUCUUCCACUAUUCCGGUCACGGCGGCCAGAUCGACGACCCUAGUGGAAAGCGCCCCUCAGGUCUGCUCGACACCAUCGUCCCCGUUAAUUACAAGGACAAUGGCAUGAUUGAUUCGGAUAUACUCCAUAAGCAUCUUGUGUCCAAGUUGCCUCCAACCAGUACUCUGUUCCUCAUCUUGGAUUGCUGCCACUCUGGCUCUAGUCUGGAAUUACCAUUCGUCUACCGAAGUGACGACGACGGCAACGUCCACAAACUUGACGGCUAUCAGGCCGGACUUGCCCUCCUCCAAGAAGCCAAGGAUCUGGUCAUCGGCGGCUCCAGUCUCGACAGAGAAGCCCAAGCUCGAGAUCUCUAUGCCGGAGCGACAUCUUUCUGGCGCAGCCUGAGGCAUCAUCGGCCUUGGACCGGCCUGGGACCGGACGACUUCACACAAGAGUGGGGAAACGAGAAGAAGACCAUCACCAUGUUCUCCGGUUGCAGGGAUGAGGAGACCAGUGCCGACGCUCAGAUAAAUGGUGUCAGUGAAGGUGCCAUGAGCUGGGCAUUCCUCGAAUCUACCAAGACCAAUCCGGAUCCGACCUACAAGGAGGCUCUGCACAUAACCCGUGCCUUGCUUAAAGCGUCCGAGUACACUCAGGUUCCUCAGCUCUGCCUUGGACGUGAAUUGGACCUGAACCAGCCAUUAAUUCUCUGA
This is a messenger RNA of Aureobasidium melanogenum CBS 110374, 984 nucleotides long. Its product is annotated as metacaspase. The coding region runs from base 1 to 984 and encodes 327 amino acids. The transcript is spliced from 4 exons. The record is from RefSeq and is a predicted model, not a curated record. Gene Ontology annotation, molecular function: cysteine-type endopeptidase activity. Lineage: Eukaryota; Fungi; Ascomycota; Dothideomycetes; Dothideales; Saccotheciaceae. Gene Ontology annotation, biological process: proteolysis.